Molecule: messenger RNA, 438 nt
Organism: Cotesia congregata
Lineage: Eukaryota; Metazoa; Arthropoda; Insecta; Hymenoptera; Braconidae
Source: the annotation of a GenBank genome assembly
GUGGUUUUCUUAGCCCUGGUGGCCUACGCUUCUGCAGGAUCAGGACUUGUAGCUCCAUACGGUUACGGUCACGGAUACUCUUAUCAUAACUAUCCCAGUGUAUACCAUGCUCCAACAGUGAGCUACUCACCAUCUGUGUACCAUACUCCUCUUGCUACCAGCUACGCAAACACUCAUAAGAUCGCCUACUCCGCCCCCGUAGUGACUAAAGUACUUGCGGCACCAACAGUCACUAAAAUUCAUUACGCUACUCCAGUUGCCGCUUACGUUGCGCCUCAUUACUCUGGAUUGAGCUACGGUCAUGGAUACGGUUCCUAUGGUUUAGGACACGGAUAUGGAAGUGGAUACGGAUACGGCAAUUACGGCCAUGGUUAUGGUUUGGGACACGGAUACGGUGUGGGACAUGGUUAUGGAUACGGACACGGAUACUGGCACUAA